AUGUCUGCAGCGUCAACUAAAUCUAAAGAAAGCUCUCCAAACCUGCUUCACAACCUUAGGAGUAAAUCAAAUCAAAAACCAACCAAUGAUACUACUGAUAUUAUGCAAUCUUUACAGUCGUUAAAAUCAUCUAUAAAAUCAAUGAAUACCAAACUUGAAGCUAUCCAAACUUCAGUCUCGGAACAAAAAAUUGAGUUUAUUGAAAUUAGGAAAUAUUUCGAUGAAAUAUCUGGUACUGUUUCUACUUUGAAAACUAAUUAUGAUAUUAUGAAAACGGAGGUAUCGAAUUUACGCCAACAAAUCGAUUUAUUGACUAAUAACAAUACUGCCUUAUCUUUCGAGGCGGUCCACGAAGCACAAGUCCGAUUAAGAAAAUCACGUAAUGUUAUAAUUUUCAACGUUCCUGAUAACAAUGAGUCCUUUGAUGAAACUAAUAAGUCUACCUCUAAUAUAAUAAACUACAUGGUUCCAAAUGUACCUAUCAUCAAAACUACCCGGUUGGGUAUUAACCGAAAUAAGCCACGACCUAUUUUAGUAGAGUUAGAAAACAAUGAUGCAGUAUUGUCAAUUUUGAAAGCAAAGUCAAAAUUGCGACAAUCUGACAACUGGAAUCGCGUAUGGAUCACCACAGACCUAACGAUGAUGCAGAGAAACCAACUCACUCAAGUCAAGUUGCAACUACGAAAUAAAAUUGAUGCUGGAGACCUGAGCUGGUACAUCAAAUUCGUUCACGGGAUUCCAAUCCUGUCUCAAAAAAACGCUCAACCCGCCCAAGCAUAA
Messenger RNA from Macrosiphum euphorbiae (potato aphid), 780 nucleotides. The record is from the annotation of a GenBank genome assembly. Lineage: Eukaryota; Metazoa; Arthropoda; Insecta; Hemiptera; Aphididae.